Procambarus clarkii (red swamp crayfish) is the source of this 2538-nucleotide messenger RNA. NCBI's taxonomy places the organism in Eukaryota, Metazoa, Arthropoda, Malacostraca, Decapoda, Cambaridae. The record is from RefSeq and is a predicted model, not a curated record.
AUGGACAGAACCAGAGACGUAGAUGGACAGAACCAGAGACGUAGAUGGACAGAACCAGACACGUGGAUGGACAGAACCAAACACGUGGAUGGACAGAACCAGAGACGUAGAUGGACAGAACCAGAGACGUGGAUGGACAGAACCAAACACGUGGAUGGACAGAACCAGAGACGUAGAUGGAUAGAACCAGACACGAAGAUGGACAGAACCAAACACGUAGAUGGACAGAACCAGACACGUGGAUGGACAGAACCAGACAAAAUAUAUUGCAUAAAAAGGCAUGCUCAUGCCUCAGCAUGCUCAUGCCUCAGCAUGCUCAUGCCUCAGCAUGCUCAUGCCUCAGCAUGCUCAUGCCUCAGCAUGCUCAUGCCUCAGCGUGCUCAUGCCCCAGCAUGCUCAUGCCCCAGCAUGAUCAUGCCCCUGCAUGCUCAUGUCACAACAUACUCAUACCCCAGCACGCUCAUGCCCCAGUGGCAGGAGAGCGGCAGGCGGCAGGAGAGUGGCAGGCGGCAGGAGAGUGGCAGGCGGCAGAAGAGUGGCAGGCGGCAGGAGAGUGGCAGGCGGCAGGAGAGUGGCAGGCGGCAGGAGAGUGGCAGGCGGCAGGAGAGUGGCAGGCGGCAGAAGAGUGGCAGGCGGCAGAAGAGUGGCAGGCGGCAGAAGAGUGGCAGGCGGCAGAAGAAGGGCAGGCGGCAGGAGAGUGGCAGGCGGCAGAAGAGUGGCAGGCGGCAGAAGAAGGGCAGGCGGCAGAAGAAGGGCAGGCGGCAGAAGAGUGGCAGGCGGCAGGAGAGUGGCAGGCGGCAGAAGAAGGGCAGGCGGCAGGAGAGUGGCAGGCGGCAGAAGAAGGGCAGGCGGCAGGAGAGUGGCAGGCGGCAGGAGAGUGGCAGGCGGCAGAAGAGUGGCAGGCGGCAGGAGAGUGGCAGGUGGCAGGAGAGUGGCAGGCGGCAGAAGAGUGGCAGGCGGCAGGAGAGUGGCAGGCGGCAGGAGAGUGGCAGGCGGCAGGAGAGUGGCAGGCGGCAGAAGAGUGGCAGGCGGCAGAAAAGUGGCAGGCGGCAGAAGAGUGGCAGGCGGCAGGAGAGUGGCAGGCGGCAGAAGAGUGGCAGGCGGCAGGAGAGCGACAGGCGGCAGGAGAGUGGCAGGCGGCAGAAGAGUGGCAGGCGGCAGGAGAGUGGCAGGCGGCAGGAGAGUGGCAGGCGGCAGGAGAGUGGCAAGCGGCAGAAGAGUGGCAGGCGGCAGGAGAAUGGCAGGCGGCAGGAGAGUGGCAGGCGGCAGGAGAGUGGCAGGCGGCAGGAGAGUGGCAGGCGGCAGGAGAGUGGCAGGCGGCAGGGAGAGCGGCAGGCGGCAGGAGAGUGGCAGGCGGCCGGAGAGUGGCAGGCGGCAGGAGAGUGGCAGGCGGCAGGAGAGUGGCAGGCGGCAGGAGAGUGGCAGGCGGCAGGAGAGUGGCAGGCGGCAGGUGAGUGGCAGGCGGCAGAAGAGCGGCAGGUGAGUGGCAGGCGGCAGGAGAGUGGCAGGCGGCCGGAGAGUGGCAGGCGGCAGGAGAGUGGCAGGCGGCAGGAGAGUGGCAGGCGGCAGGAGAGUGGCAGGUGGCAGAAGAGUGGCAGGCGGCAGGAGAGUGGCAGGCGGCAGGAGAGUGGCAGGCGGCAGGAUAAUGGCAGGCGGCAGGCGGCAGGAGAGCGGCAGGCGGCAGGAGAGUGGCAGGCGGCAGGAGAGUGGCAGGCGGCAGGAGAGUGGCAGGCGGCAGGAGAACGGCAGGCGGCAGGAGAGUGGCAGGCGGCAGGAGAACGGCAGGCGGCAGGAAAACGGCAGGCGGCAGGAAAACGGCAUGCGGCAGGAGAACGGCAGGCGGCAGGAGAGUGGCGGUCGGCAGGAGAACGGCAGGCGGCAGAAGAGCGGCAGGCGGCAGGAGAGUGGCAGGCGGCAGGAGAACGGCAGGCGGCAGAAGAGUGGCAGGCGGCAGGAGAACGGCAGGCGGCAGGAGAACGGCAGGCGGCAGGAAAACGGCAGGCGGCAGGAGAGCGGCAGGCGGCAGGAGAGUGGCAGGCGGCAGAAGAGCGGCAGGCGGCAGGAGAGUGGCAGGCGGCAGGAGAGUGGCAGGCGGCCGGAGAGUGGCAGGCGGCAGGAGAGUGGCAGGCGGCAGAAGAACGGCAGGCGGCAGGGGAGUGGCAGGUGGCAGGAGAAUGGCAGGAGAGCGGCAGGCGGCAGGAGAGUGGCAGGCGGCAGAAGAGUGGCAGGCGGCAGGAGAGCGGCAGGCGGCAGGAGAGCGGCAUGCGGCAGGAGAGUGGCAGGCGGCAGGAAAACGGCAGGCGGCAGGAGAACGGCAGGCGGCAGGAGAGUGGCAGGCGGCAGGAGAGCGGGAGGCAAGCGGCAGGGAAAACGGCAGGCGGCAGGAGAGCGGCAGGCGGCGGCAGGAGAGUGGCAGGCGGCAGGAGAGCGGCAGGCGGCAGGAGAGCGGCAGGCAAGCGGCAGGCGGCAGGAGAGCGGCAGGAUCCUGGAUCACGACCCUACACCGCUGCCAGACCCUCCUGCCACGCUGAGCGAUAA